Camponotus floridanus (Florida carpenter ant) is the source of this 1509-nucleotide messenger RNA. RefSeq lists its product as uncharacterized. The record is from RefSeq and is a predicted model, not a curated record. Lineage: Eukaryota; Metazoa; Arthropoda; Insecta; Hymenoptera; Formicidae. Bases 140 to 1462 code for a protein of 440 amino acids. The transcript is spliced from 4 exons.
UUCAAUCAAGACAUAAACAUUGUCUUGAUUUAACUUAACGUAGUUUUCACAGUAUAAGUGUAUAAAAUAACGUAGUUUUCACAGUAUACGUGUAUAAAAAUUUUGUUAGUUUAUAUCACGAAAAAGUUUUUUGUAAAAUAUGACGAUCAAUAAUGUUACGUUUAAGGAUAGUAAUAAAAAUUCCAAUUGCAUUUCGCAACAUUCGAGUGAAUAUGAAUACGUAGCAGCGUUGAAAACCAUAUUUGAUAAAAAAUUAUUUCCGAAUGAUUUUGAUAUCUGGCCUGUACAAGAACAAUCUAUUUGGAUAACCAAAAAUAUCGCCAAAUUCUUUCCAAACACGCCAGAAUCGUUAUUAAACCUCAUGCCAGCUUGGUUUCGAGGAAUGAUCGAUCGAUCAGACGGAAAGAAGCCUGAAUGGUUGAAUAUGGAUAAAUAUCGUCGAGGACAAAAAUUUGUGCGCGACCAUUGGUUUUCUGUUGUAAUCUCCACAAUACUAGGCCUUAUGCAUAUUUAUUCUUUCAACGAUGCUUUAAAACCGAUUAUCAUAUCUAGAAAAACUCAUACGCCAUAUUUGGGAUUCAAAAGAUAUUUGGAAACUAUACGGCAUUUUUUUACUUGGUACUGUGGAGAACCUUGGCUUAAAGGAACACUGGCUUAUAACAACAUGCAAUAUGCAUGUAAAAUGCAUUCGAUGAUGAGGGCAAAAUUGGACAAGCUCGAUAAUGAGCAAAUCGACAAUGCAUCCAAAAUUCCAGAAUUGUGGUGUCCAGAUCACGAAAUACUUGUAAAAGAUUUUGCCGCGGCGUGUAUAUUUGAGAAAUCCGAACAACGUCCUUAUAUUCUAUUAGAAAAAUCGCCAUAUAGACCCAAAGGUAUAAACAACUCGGACAUGGCAGGCAUGCAGUGCAGCUUCGUAGCGUUAUUUUUACUCUGUCCGCAAAGUAUCGGAGUACACAAUGCGACUGAUGAAGAUAUAGAAGCUUUCUGUUACUUGUGGAGAUGCUAUGGAUAUUGUCUCGGAAUGGAAGACGAAUACAAUUUUUGUCGUGGAAGUCUCGAGGAAAUAAAACAGCGUACGCGAGAUUUGUAUCAAUACUGGCUAUUGCCUAAUUUUAAAGAUAUUACACCUGAAUGGGAGCAUAUGACGAGAUGUCUCGUCGAAUCUGUGAAUAACAUUCCUUUGAUAUAUAUGCCUUAUAAAGUAAUGACAUUAAUCUCUACAGACAUACUAAAUCUAAAUAUGUCGAAUUUAUACAAAUCACUCAGUUAUUCAGAGUGGAUUGCUCACAAAGUCUGGACAUUCAUAUUUCGAUAUGGUUUGCAAUUCUCCAUUGUAAAAUCAAUUUUUAAUAAAGUGGCAUACAAAUUACUUGACAUAGCGAUGAAUUUUGGUCCAGAAAAGCAAAUAGAACUCCAAGAAAAAUCGAAAAAACAAUUAUCGAAUUUUUCUGGUAUAUAUUAAUAGUUCAGUAUUAAAGGCGCACAUAAUUUUAUGGAAUAAAUUUAUAA